Molecule: messenger RNA, 2336 nt
Organism: Austrofundulus limnaeus
Lineage: Eukaryota; Metazoa; Chordata; Actinopteri; Cyprinodontiformes; Rivulidae
Gene: smad9
Product: SMAD family member 9
Exons: 8
Coding region: 482-1888 (468 amino acids)
Biological process (GO): BMP signaling pathway; cell differentiation; SMAD protein signal transduction
Cellular component (GO): heteromeric SMAD protein complex
Molecular function (GO): DNA-binding transcription factor activity, RNA polymerase II-specific; I-SMAD binding; RNA polymerase II cis-regulatory region sequence-specific DNA binding
Source: RefSeq, a predicted model, not a curated record
ACAGAAAGACAGACAACACACCUUUGGCAGUUCCAGCACGCGGGGCUGACCCACUACAGACGCGGAAGCCUCCAGACUGGCUCGGCUGUCUGCGGCGCACUUGUUGUCACAACAGAGAUGAUUGAAACUUGACCUGGAUUUCUGGCGGCGUGAGGAAUCACCAUCCCAGCAGGAGGCUCUGAAGCCAAAGAUCUCUCCUGUGCCAACACAGAGAAAGGAUUUAGGGUUUGCACUGCGCUGGCUGGAGUCCAGCUCCUUCGCCCGAGCUGCUCGGAACUUACAGCGGAAUAUAAAGAGAGAAAAAAAGGGCCUGUGUUUACACAAAGUCAUCAAGCCACCUCUUUUAUCUUUACCUCCUUUUUUUUCACGUCUUUGUCCUGGCUGCUCAUUAUUUACCUCCUCACUCCCGUCCUCAAGGGUGCUAUUAUCCCAUGAGCAGGACCCAUCGGCUCAUCUUGGCACCCCAUUUAUCCGUCUCAAAAUGAACUCUUCCACCUCCCUCACAUCCUUGUUCUCCUUCACCAGCCCGGCGGUGAAGCGUCUGCUCGGCUGGAAGCAAGGGGACGAGGAAGAGAAGUGGGCAGAGAAGGCCGUGGACUCUCUGGUGAAGAAGCUGAAGAAGAAGAAGGGAGCGAUGGAGGAGCUGGAGAGGGCCCUCAGCUGUCCUGGCCAGCCCAGUAAGUGCGUGACGAUUCCUCGUUCAUUAGAUGGGAGGCUGCAGGUAUCCCACAGGAAGGGUCUGCCUCAUGUGAUCUACUGCAGAGUGUGGCGCUGGCCCGACUUGCAGUCCCACCAUGAGCUGAAGGCCCUCGACUGCUGCGAGUUCCCCUUCGGCUCCAAGCAGAAAGACAUCUGCGUCAAUCCGUACCACUACAGACGUGUGGAGACUCCAGUGCUUCCACCAGUUCUGGUCCCCCGCCACAGCGAGUUCAACCCACAGCACAGUUUGCUGGCAAAGUUUCGGAACACUUCCCUGAGCAACGAGCCGAUGAUGCCCCAAAACGCCACCUACCCUGACUCCUUCCCUCCUCUGCCCUGCUCCUCCUUCUCCUCCUCCUCCCCUGCCUCAUCCCUCGCUCAGUCCCCCACCUCACAUAGCUACCCCAACUCCCCCAGCAGCUCUGCACAGCCUGGCAGUCCGUUUCACAUCACAGCCGAGACUCCUCCGCCCCCCUACAGCAUGAUGGAGACAAACUCUCAAGAGGAUGUGAAACCAAGCAACUCCACGGAAACUAUUAAACUCACGUUUUCUGCUCCGCACAGAGACUUGAGGCCCGUGUGCUACGAGGAGCCCGAGUACUGGUGCUCCAUAGCCUACUAUGAGCUCAACAACCGAGUGGGGGAAACAUUCCAUGCCUCGUCCCGCAGUGUCUUGGUGGACGGCUUCACGGAUCCAUCUAACAACAAGAACCGAUUCUGCCUCGGCUUGCUGUCCAACGUCAACCGCAACUCCACCAUCGAGCACACGCGCAGGCACAUAGGCAAAGGGCUACACCUGUACUAUGUGGGAGGGGAGGUGUACGCCGAGUGUCUGAGCGACAGCAGCAUCUUCGUCCAGAGCCGCAACUGUAAUUUCCAGCAUGGCUUCCACACCACCACCGUGUGCAAGAUCCCCAGCGGCUGCAGCCUCAAGAUUUUCAACAACCAGCUCUUUGCUCAGCUGCUCGCCCAGUCGGUCAACCACGGCUUCGAGGUCGUCUAYGAGCUCACCAAGAUGUGCACCGUCCGCAUGAGCUUUGUAAAGGGUUGGGGUGCUGAAUACCAUCGACAAGACGUGACCAGCACCCCCUGCUGGAUCGAGGUGCACCUGCACGGCCCCCUACAGUGGCUGGACAAGGUCCUCACUCAGAUGGGUUCCCCACACAACCCCAUCUCCUCAGUAUCAUAACAGGAACUGGUCCUCACACAGGUAGUCGUAGAUUCUGUUUCGCUGUGUUUUCCGUCCGAAGGUUCCUCCCAUGACAUCUUAUCCAAAAAGGACAAAAUUUGUCAUUUCAAGCUUUAAAAUGUAAAAACAUACYUUAAAUGUGUCCUUUUAUUUUUGGUAUAAAGUUUUGCUCUUUGUGUUUGUUUCCUCUGGGAAAAGUGAACUGCACAAGACAAAACAAGGGAUAUAUUUAGAGGUACUUGUUAAAUAUAUUGUGAUAGUGGUAUGUGUUGUGUUUCCAUGUCCUGACCAAUGGUUGAGUGAAUGUACUGUUUGAUUUUUAUAUGUUCAUUUGAAGUUGCUUGUUCUGUAUUUUCCAUUUUGUUUUUCAAAGAUUUGAUUUUUUUUAAAGCCUUAGCUUGUUUUCCCUUAGAUUUAAGAAUAAAGCUUAGCCCAUACUAUAAACUCA